CCCCCCCCCAGCGCCUUUCCCCCCUCUAUACAAUACAAGAUCUUCCUUCCUCAGUUCUCUUAAAUCACAGCCCAGGGAAACCUCCUCAGAGCCUGCAGCCAGCCACGCGCCAGCAUGUCUGGGGGCAAAUACGUAGACUCCGAGGGACAUCUCUACACUGUUCCCAUCCGGGAACAGGGAAACAUCUACAAGCCCAACAACAAGGCCAUGGCAGACGAGGUGACUGAGAAACAAGUGUACGACGCGCACACCAAGGAGAUUGACCUGGUCAACCGCGACCCCAAGCAUCUCAACGACGAUGUGGUCAAGAUUGACUUUGAAGAUGUGAUUGCAGAACCAGAAGGGACACACAGUUUCGACGGCAUCUGGAAGGCCAGCUUCACCACCUUCACUGUGACAAAAUAUUGGUUUUACCGCUUGUUGUCUACAAUCUUCGGCAUCCCGAUGGCGCUCAUCUGGGGCAUUUACUUUGCCAUUCUCUCUUUCCUGCACAUCUGGGCGGUUGUACCGUGCAUCAAGAGCUUCCUGAUCGAGAUUCAGUGCAUCAGCCGCGUCUACUCCAUCUACGUCCAUACCUUCUGCGAUCCACUCUUUGAAGCUAUUGGCAAGAUAUUCAGCAACAUCCGCAUCAGCACGCAGAAAGAGAUAUGAGUGACAUUUCAAGAAUGGAAGGUUUUUUUCCCCCCUUACUAUUUCCUUGGUGCCAAUUCCAAGUUGCUAUCGCAGCAGCAAUUUAUGAAUGGUUUGUCUUGAUCAAGAACAAAGAAUUCAUUCCUGCCAUUUUCAUAUAUACGAGUUGUCUCUUCUGAGCUACUGCAUCUAUGUUUGACAGUCUGGGAUGUUUAAACCCAUUCCUGCUCUCUCUUUUAUAUGUGAACCAUUGUUUCAUUGGCUAAAACAUAAACAAAUUAUUGAAAGAUGAUUUGAGAAAAAAUAGGAAGGACCGGGAGGCGGGGAAAGAGUACCAACAACCUCAACUGCCUGCUCGAAGGUGAUGAUGUCAUAGAAAGGGAAGAGAUUCAGGAUACGACCAUGUGUUUAGGGGCAUGAAAGCAGAUUUUAAAUAUAUCCCAGCUAUCUAAGGAAUGGGUUGUUGUCCUCACUCUUAACAAUCCAGUGGGAUUUAGGGAUCACCAUCAACUUGGAGACUAUAAUCUUCAUGUUCAUGAUACCAACAAUGUCUUACUCAUCCUGGCAUUUUAACCUGUUAUUUUGUGUGCCUGAGUAUUUGCUAGACUGAGAGUAAGACCUACAUGCCUUCUAAUUUUUCAUGUUUUUUUUUUUUUUUCCAAAUAGGGUCUAACUGAUCUACUUGCAUGAUGCCGGCAGCUUUCCUAAAAACAAAACAUACAAAAUCCACUCGCUAGUUCUCUGUUACUUGUUUCUGACUCUGAAAUACAGAACCUGUUGACAUUGAUAUCUGUGCUUGGCUAUGUAGCAUCUUUCUCUAGGUUAAGCCUGGUCAACUGCAACCUAAUGAAAUGAUUCGAAGCUGAGACCUCUCUGGCCUGGCAGAAGUAGAAGCCAGCUUACCUGCCACUCAGCAACUGAAUGAGGCCAGCAUGUCUAUUCAGUUUCACUCAUUUUCAAAAAUAAUCACACAUUACUGACUCUAACCUAACCCAUCACCAGGAUAAAGGAUUAGUGACUGACCGGGAUGGUUUAGGGGCUCAACAUUGUGCUCCCUUUUCAGCUGAUGAGAGAACCUCCAGGGAGGGGUGUCAAAAAAGGAGGUUGCCAAAACGAGACUGCCAAGGCUGUCAUAAACAUGACCCCUUCUAUGCAUAGCCCUUGCAAUAGUCUGUAAUGCUGUGAAGCUCAACCUCUCCCCCUGUGAGGAGCCUUUGACCUAAUUCAACCAUCAUUUUGUUCAGAGAGAAGGUGGGGGGAGGGUGGUAACAAAAGCUUGAAGCAAUGUUCUUGCUGGAAUAAGUUCAAGUUUUUCUGAACCCAAACUGAGGAAUUUCACCUGUGUACCUGAGUCUCCAGAAAGCUGCCUGCCAGGGACACCCAAAAGCCUUUUACUCCCCAGCUCACAUUACAGCUCUGCCCAUGGGGAUAUUUUUAAAAUUCAAUAUAGGCUUUUAUUUUCACUUUCAUACAUUUAUUGGAACUCUGCUUGACUUGUUUUCUCCUUCAGUCUUGCCAACACUUUAUCAACCCGCUACCUACUUUGAUUGUUUGCAUUUAAAACAGACACUGGCAUGGCCACAGUUUGAAUUUUUAAACUGUGCACAAAACUGAAAGUGUACUAGACUGUAUACCUUUUUACACGUAGAGGUAUUCUUUAUCUUUAUAUAAGGAGAAUCACUUGGGAAAUGGUUCUACAAUUCAGUCUGUAAACUGUGUGUUCCAAAACAUGUCUGUUCUUCCUAGAUACUCAGUCUUAUAAAAGUUGAUUGCUGAUCCAAAAGGUUACUGAAAUUUUAUAUGCUUACUGAUAUAUUUUACACUUUUUUAUGCUGCAUGUCCUAUAAAGAUUUCAAAUCUGCACAAUAAAAUUGUUUAACAGUUAAGCA
Messenger RNA from Mus pahari (shrew mouse), 2519 nucleotides. RefSeq names its product caveolin 1 (gene Cav1). Gene Ontology annotation, cellular component: perinuclear region of cytoplasm; Golgi apparatus; caveola. Gene Ontology annotation, biological process: negative regulation of protein tyrosine kinase activity; caveola assembly; negative regulation of endothelial cell proliferation. Gene Ontology annotation, molecular function: molecular adaptor activity; protein kinase binding; transmembrane transporter binding. The record is from RefSeq and is a predicted model, not a curated record. The coding region runs from base 115 to 651 and encodes 178 amino acids. The transcript has 3 exons. NCBI's taxonomy places the organism in Eukaryota, Metazoa, Chordata, Mammalia, Rodentia, Muridae.